Molecule: messenger RNA, 2387 nt
Organism: Lethenteron reissneri (Far Eastern brook lamprey)
Lineage: Eukaryota; Metazoa; Chordata; Hyperoartia; Petromyzontiformes; Petromyzontidae
Gene: PEX3
Product: peroxisomal biogenesis factor 3
Biological process (GO): protein import into peroxisome membrane
Cellular component (GO): peroxisomal membrane
Molecular function (GO): protein-macromolecule adaptor activity
Source: RefSeq, a predicted model, not a curated record
CUCCCUGAGCAACAUGUCUGCCGGCACGGCGCCUUGAGCGAGUGGCGUGAUCGUGAGCGCUGCGCUGCCGAUCCCGUGUGGACUGCCGAGUGAGCCGGUGGGGCAGCGGAGGAGGUCCCGGGACUCGUGAGCUAUGUUGGCCGCACUCGGUGGAUUCUUCAAGCGGCACCGCAGGAAGCUGAUUUUCACGGGCGCCGUGAUCGGAGGUGUUCUGGUGCUGGCACGGGUGGCUCGCCGCAAGCUCUUGGAGCUGCAGGAGCGCGAGGCAGAUGCGUACAUCACUCACGCUCGCCGCGUGCACCACUUCGAGAGCAACCAGCGCACGUGCAACAUGACAGUGCUGUCUAUGCUGCCCACGCUGCGAGACAACAUCACGAAGCAGCUGGACUGUGAGAGCCUGACGGCUGCCCUGCGCGCCAGACCUGCAAACAAGCUGGAAAUAUGGGAAGAUCUUAAAAUUCUGAGCUUCGCACGGAGCGUGGUGGCCGUGUACGGAGCGUGCAUGCUGGUGGUGAUGCUCAGAGUGCAACUCAACGUAGUGGGAGGCUACAUCUACUUGGACAACGCCAUCUCCAGCACGCGGGGUCCAGAGGCCAUUCGUGUCCCGAUGGAGGUACAGCAGCGAUACCUCUCCUCCAUCCAGUACCUGCUGGGGGAUGGGCUGAGCGAGCUAACCACGGAGGUGAAGCACGCCGUGCAGUCUGUUGUUGGCAGCGUGUCUCUGAGGCAGAGUGUGACGCUGCGCGAGCUGGAUGGAAUGAUCUCGUGCGUGAGGACUCUGGUGGAGGGCGACGGGCGACAGGAGCUCAGCAGCUUUGGGAAGUUCAUGCUGGCUCCGGAAGACGACGUACUAGACGGACAGGUGUGUGGCUCCAGGGAGGAAGAGCUGACUGCCCAGAAGAUGCUGAGUGAGACGAGGGACAUGAUGGACAGCAUGGAUUUCUGGACCGUGCUACGUGCAUGUCUGGACCGAGGCUUUUUGCGUCUCAUUGAUGGAGCAGCGGAGUCUUUUCGGCAGGAUCAGAUUACCGGAGGGCGGAACAUGAUGGGCAUCUCGGCAGAGUGGCUCCCUCUCGCAAAGGUCAUCCCCAUCCUUGAUGGCCAGAGUCACGUUGUCUGCAGCGACGCGCCCAACCACUUCGUGCAGGAACUGCUGACGAUGGAGACCGUGCGCAACUUUGCGGCGAACGUGUACGAGGCGUUCAGCAUGCCGGAGCAGCUGGGGAAGUGAUGCACUGUGCGCACACUCGCCCCGUCAUUCGGUGUGUUGUGCCUGAAGGGAGCAGAGGGAAUUCCCAUGUCUCCUAUACCUGCAUGCACCCACACGGUCAUAUGUUUUUUUUAAAUCUGCAUUCUCUCCUUGUGCUCGUGUGAUAUUCGUGCUCAACGACUUGAUCGUGCUUGCCAAAUGCAGUCUGCAUUGUGUGUGGGAUUCGCAUUCGGUGCAGGCAACAGACAGAACCCACCGUGACGGGGCACCCAUGGGAAGCAUCACCUAGCAUUAACCUGGAGGGGCCUAUGUCAGAGAUUUCAUGCGUGAAGAGGAGCUCAUCGUGCUGGUUGCAGGGAAUGAUCUGUGAAACGCGUUUUGAAGCCUGUGUUUGGGUAAUAUUUCUACGCAUGGUUGUGUAAAGAUGAAUGUGCAUUUGUUCACUCAUACGCAUUCACGUGGUCUUCACACGUAAAUUUUUGCCCUUUCACUUUAAAAUUCAUACUCAUACAUUUAAAUAAAUAUUUAAUGGCUAUGCAAACAUACACUUAAAUGGUCAAUUCAAAUCAUUAGCGUAUUGGGUAUUUGUGCCAAUCUCAUAGUGCAAGAAUAUCGCUACGUUUCACAGUCUGCAGUAGUUUUGCAGUAAGGGGCAAUGUUGCUACCUGUAAUCCCAAUUGAGUAAGUUUCAGUGCCAUUUUUUUACUUGUGGCAAAUUUGGAACACGCAGCCAGCCCUCGAGCCCGACUGUCUUUUAUUUAACAUCGCGGGAGAUUAAACAUCCACUGUGUGAAGCAAGUGUUGUUUGUAGGCCCUGAUAUUCCCCUUGUAUGGUAAUUGCUGUUUGACCAAUAUUCUUCCCUUGUUCUCGAGGCCCCGUUUUGAGCGCCUGCCUGUGGCUUUGUGCCCUUUGAAAUAACAGUCAUUUACCAGAGAUGUGAGUGGCCCGAACUACCGACCCGACUUCAACACACACAACGAGACCGCCCCAUUGUUAACACAUAAUUUAAAAUUUGAUUGUGUUGUGUUAAGCCUUGCUUAUACCCUUGUCUUUUUUAGACAUGGAGGUCCAGGCUCACCAUGAAUAAAGGUUACGUUGUGAGAAUUUUACAUUGUGUAGAAUGCAAACAAAUUGAUCAUUAUUUGACCAUUGCAUUAAACCAAAAAUACACCUAAA